GCGGCGUUGCUUUCGCCCGAGGACUUCGGCGAUCUACUUUUGCACUCGCCUGGGCUGUUCCAUGUGUUUGUUGACUUGCCCCCAGCCCGAGGAUGAUUAUUCGAUGAUCUAGGUUCCUGUGAAAUACAACUCAGCAGCCCAAGUACUUUUGAGAACACGGGGCGGCAUAAACACCAAAACUUUUUUUUUUCCUCUCUCUCUCUCUCUCUCUCCCCCCUUAUUUUUUCUUUUUCUUCCUUUUUUUUUUUUCUUUUCCCUUUUUCUUUUUUUGUGCUGGAAGGAAAAUUGCACCAACCAAGCUUGCCGUUUUCCGAUGCGGUGUGGAGGGAGUGUGCGUCGCGCGUGUCCGCACCGGAGGCAUAUGCUUGUGUUGUGUGUGUGGACACGGGGUGUUUUCUUUUUUUUCGGCACUUAGGGAGAAAACGCUUGCCGACCACCGGAAAUCUCGUGGAAUUUAUUAGAAAAUAAUGGAUUAUAACAAGGAGACAGGCGAGGACCGGAUCUCCCCCUUGAGUUGCAACCCGAUUUGCUGCCGGCUCAGUUUGUUGUGAUUCUUUUUGUUGAUAGGUGUCUGAUGGUAUUCCGAUAACACCCCCCCCCUUGCUUUUUUUUUUUUUCUCCUUCGAGCUUUACAGUUUGAAAAAAAAAAAGGAAACAAGAAAAAAACCCACCCCAAAAUUUCUCCCCCCCACCUUUUAUUUUUUCACCCCGUCGGGAUCGCUGUUUCCAUCCAUGUGCUUGCGUCUCCCCCGCGUUCCACUUAAACUAUUUUAAUCCUUGGACCCAAGGAGGAGGCUGAUAAGGGGGGGGGGGGGCUGUGGAUAAAAAAAAAGUUCUUCCAAAAUAGUGUGCCCGGGGAGCAGGAUGGGGGAUUUCGCAGCCCCCGCCGCUGCCGCGAAUGGCAGUAGCAUUUGCAUCAACAGUAGCCUGAGCAGCAGCCUCGGCGGGGCCGGCCUCGGUGUGAAUAAUACUCCCAAUAGUACUCCCGCUGCUCCGAGUAGCAAUCACCCCGCUGCCGGAGGCUGCGGCGGCGGCUCCGGGGGCCCGGGCGGCAGCUCGGUCGUCGUCCCCAAGCACAGCACGGUGGUCGAGCGACUCCGCCAGCGCAUCGAGGGCUGCCGGCGGCACCACGUCAACUGCGAGAACAGGUAUCAGCAGGCUCAGGUGGAGCAGCUGGAGCUGGAGCGCCGGGACACCGUGAGCCUGUACCAGCGGACCCUGGAGCAGAGGGCCAAGAAAUCGGGCGCCGGCGCCGGCGGCAAGCAGCAGCAGCAGCAGCACCCCAGCAAACCCCAACAAGAUGCGGAGGCUGCCUCGGCGGAGCAGAGGAACCACACGCUGAUCAUGCUACAAGAGACUGUGAAAAGGAAGUUGGAAGGAGCCCGGUCACCACUUAAUGGAGACCAACAGAACGGCGCUUGCGAUGGGAGCUUUUCACCAACCAGCAAGCGCAUCCGAAAGGACGUUCCCACAGGGAUGGAAGCCAUCAACAAUCUACCCAACAGCAUGCCACUGCCUUCAGCUUCCCCUCUCCACCAGCUCGACCUGAAGCCUUCUUUGCCCUUGCAAAACAGUGGCACUCACACACCGGGGCUUCUAGAAGACCUAAGUAAGAAUGGUAGGCUCCCAGAGAUUAAACUUCCUGUCAAUGGCUGUGGUGACCUGGAGGAGAGCUUCACCAUCGUGCAGAGCAAGGACCUCAAACAAGAACCUCUUGAUGACCCUACUUGCAUAGACACAUCAGAAACAUCGCUUUCUAAUCAGAACAAACUGUUCUCUGACAUUAACCUGAAUGAUCAGGAGUGGCAAGAACUGAUCGAUGAGUUAGCCAACACAGUUCCAGAAGAUGACAUCCAGGACCUGUUCAAUGAGGACUUUGAAGAGAAGAAGGAGCCGGAAUUCUCACAGGCUGCCACAGAGACCCCUCUGUCCCAGGAGAGCACCAGUGUGAAGAGCGACCCCUCUCACUCUCCUUUUGCACACGCCUCCCUGGGAUCACCCCAGACCAGGCCCUCGUCCUCUGGCCCUCCCUUUUCCACCGUCUCGUCGGCCUCUGGCUUACCGUCUGUGGCCAGCACCCCCGCGGCUCCAAACCCGGCCAGCUCACCAGCAAACUGUGCAGUCCACUCCCCUCAAACUCCCAACCAAGGCCACGCUCCAGGCCAAGCCCCACCUCGGCCUGGCAAUGGAUAUCUCCUCAACCCAGUCGCAGUGACGGUAGCCAGUUCAGGGUCAGGCCCUGUGGUGGUCCCCAGCGCAGACAUGUCUCCGGCUGAACAGCUCAAACAGAUGGCUGCCCAGCAGCAGCAGAGGGCCAAGCUGAUGCAGCAGCAGCAGGAGCAGCAACAGCAGCAGCAGCAGCAUUCAAAUCAGACUUCAAGUUGGUCUCCCUUGGGACCCCCAUCUAGUCCUUAUGUGACAGCUUUCCCCACGGAAAAACCAAACAGCCCCAUGAUGUACCCCCAAGCCUUUAACAACCAAACCCCGACAGUGCCUCCAAUGGCAAACAACCUACAGAAGACCAUGAACUACCUCCCUCCAAAUCACAUGAAUAUGAUCAAUCCUCCGCCCAAUAACUUGGGCACCAACACCUUAAGCAAACAGCACAAUAUUCUCACAUACGGGAACACUAAACCACUGACCCACUUUAACGCGGACUUGAGUCAGAGGAUGACACCCCCUAUGGCCAACCCCAACAAGAACCCCUUGAUGCCGUACAUCCAACAGCAGCAGCCGCCGCAGCCCCAGCAGCAGCAGCCGCAGCAGCAGCCACAGCCACCGCCACCUGCACCACAGAUCCAGGCCCCCAGGGCGCACCUGAGCGAGGACCAGAAACGCAUGCUGCUCAUGAAGCAGAAAGGAGUGAUGAAUCAAGCCAUGGCCUACGCUGCGCUUCCCUCCCAUGGCCAGGAGCAGCACUCAGUGGGACUUCCCCGGAACACAGGCCCUAUGCAGUCCUCAGUUCCGCAGGGCUCAGGAAGCAUGGUCUCAGGUGCCAGUCCUGGGGCUCCUGGCUUCUUAAGCAGCCAGCCCCAGGCAGCCAUCAUGAAGCAGAUCCUGCUAGACCAGCGGGCCCAGCUGAUGGAGCAACAGAAGCAGCAGUUCCUGCGGGAGCAGAGGCAGCAGCAGCAGCAGCAGCAGCAAAUUCUGGCUGAGCAGCAGCUGCAGCAGCCUCACCUUCCCCGGCAGCACCUCCAGCAGCAGCGGAGCGCGUUCCCGGUGCAGCAGGUCAAUCAGUUUCAAGGCUCACCCCAGGACAUAGCAGCCGUGCGAAGCCAAGCAACCCUCCAGAGCAUGCGAACGUCACGGCUGAUGGCCCAGAACACGGGCAUGAUGGGAAUGGGGCCUUCCCAGACCCCGGGGACAAUGGCCACAGCAGCGGCCCAGUCAGAGAUGGGACUGGCUCCCUACAGCACCCCUCCGACCAGCCAGCCGGGAAUGUACAACAUGAGCACAGGAAUGGCCCAGCUGAUGCAGCACCCAAACCAAAGCGGCAUGAGCAUGCCACACAGCCAAGGCCAGGGACCGCGGCAGCCUGCCUCUGGCCAAGGCGCAGGAAUGGUGGGUGGCUUCGGGCAAAGCAUGCUGGUAAACUCAGCCCUUUCUCAGCAACACCAGCAGCUGAAAGGCCCAGUGGGCCAAGCCUUGCCUCGAGCCCAAGGGCCCCCACGGCUUCAGAGCAUCAUGGGAACGGCCCAGCAAGGAGCGCGAAGCUGGCCACAGAGAGGCGUGCAGGCGAUGCCCACGAGGACUAGUGGAGACCUGGCACCGUUCAACAAUGGCACCGGCUACCCACUUCAAGCUGGCCAGCCAAGGCUCACCAAGCAACACUUCCCACAGGGGCUGAGUCAGUCGGUCAUGGACGCUAACACCGGUGCAGUGAGGACCCUGAAUCCAGCUGCUAUGGGGCGGCCGAUGAUGCCACCGCUGCCUGGACAGCAAGGCACCGGCCAGGUGAGGCCGUUGGUCAUGUCUGGCCAAGGUGUCUCCGGCAUGCCCGCAUUCAGCCAGACCCCAGCACAGCAGCAGAUGCCUGUGGGCAACUUUGCCGCGGGCAGCCAGGGCCAGGCUUAUGAGCGGAACCCCACUCAGGACAUGCCAUACAGUUACAGCGGGGAGGGUGCCGCGGCCUCCUUCCCGGGCCUCACUGACAGCCCCGACCUUGUAGACUCCAUCAUGAAAGGGGGCCCCGGGGACGAGUGGAUGCGAGAGCUUGAUGAACUCUUUAGUAACCCCUAGUCUAGAGGGGAUCGAGAGGUACAGCGGGAGUCGGGGAGAGCUUCGCGAGAGAAAAAGAAACAGGAUGCUAACCCAUCCUUGUUUUUUGUGUUGUUUUUUUGACCCACGUACACUAAGAAAAUAGAGCUGGCUGAGAGUGGAAGAUCCAGGUGUGGAGGCUCAGCCCCACGGGGCCUCACUCCACCUGAUUUUCACACAGCAAUCGAGAGGAGAUGCCAUGCAGAGCCCUGCUGCAGAGAAGGGGCGUGGAGGGCGAGUGGGGAAGUCAAGGCAGCAGGAGCUCCUCUGCUCACUACCCCUGUGUCCGCCUGGUCCGGUAAUAGCAGCUCCAGCUCAGAGGGACUGUAGGCCAAGGUGACAUUCCCUUGGACCCUCCUGUCCCAGGUCCCAAGACUGCAGCUUUGGAGAGGAGAGAUGGAGCCUCGCCUGGAGAGAGCCCUGUAGAGGCUGCUAGGUGGCACACAGGCCACCUGCGUCGGUCCCAGGUGUUCCCAACGCUGGGAUGGGGAAAGAGAAGUCCAAACACACUCCCGGGACCAGAGGCCCGGGCACAAAGAGCAGAGAGCUGGCCCCAUGGAGGCAAGCAAGGAUCCUACAGACCUUUCUGUCUCCGGCCCUGCAGUGGCCCUCAGGAAUGACAUGGCAUUGCUGCUGGAAAGCCAGCUAUGCUUGAGAAGGUCCCGCCUAGAAGUCCCUCCAGGCAGAUUCUGCUGGUGGCCGUAGGGGCGGUCACUCCUGGGUUGGAUGAGCCUCUUGGGAUCUCCAUUCGAUCUGACACUCUCAAGUGGUUCUCACCCACUGAGCAGGUGGAGAGAUCCCUGCUACAAUCUGUUCACUGCCAGAGAGAUUGCCUUCCUCCUCAACCACUGCUUCUACUCUUCCUGGAUCCCAGCCUGCCUUCCCUUCUCCUUACAGAUUUCCAAGAAGUGAAGCUUCGAGCAGAGUCAGAAAUACCCAUAAGAACAACUGAGACAGUGUUGAAAUGCAGACGUAGCUCCAGGGCUGUCUUCGUCCAGCACGCGUACAGUCAAACAGCUCCUCUCAGAACCAAGUGGGCUGCACUAGUGUCCGGAGCCAGUUUCUAAGAGCCACACCCACACUGCUCAUUGCUCCAGGGAGGAACGGCCUGGAGGGCACCAAGUCUGGUGGUUCCCUUUGGACCAUCCAAGGGUGGUGACUGCCCAAAAUUAGUUUUGCUCAUCAGAAAGACAGAUAUCAAGUCCUAGAGAUGAAGAGCAGAAACCUCAAUAGCUCCACCUUGCAAAUAUGAUGGAAAAAGGGAGAAGAUAUGAUGGUACCUUUCCCAAGAGCAAUCGACCUCAAAAGCUCUGAUGAGCUGUUCUCUGUGUAACUUGGCCAUUUCUUCCCUAAGUGAAAUCAUCAACGGGGAGAGGCCAGCAGCCUCCACUGUCACGAGUAGUGUCCUCUCCUGUAGUCCUGUUUUGGAGGUCACGUGGCCCUUGUCCACCAUGUGUGCUUUCCUCCCGUGUCCUACAUACUGGCUUUCUUCUGUGCAUUCGUUCACACAGACCUCGCCACAGAAGGUCAGGGCUGGCGGGGGUGCAGUGGCCAGACCUGGGGAAGUCCAGAGAUGCUGGGGCAGAGGGUUAUGGAGGAGAGAAAUGGCCCUUGACUCAUUCUCCAUAUGCCAAGGGUUUUAGACUUGCUCAGUAAGGGACACAAGGUAAAGCCAGAGGCACCAGGUUGAUGGGCCAUGGACCUCUCUCCAAAGAGUUGGUGGCGGGGUGACUGUGAACUCCCUGAAUGGCCACCAGGGAAACCGAGUGGAAACAUACAUGAAAACCAAAAAUAAUAAUAAAUAAUAAUAAGUAAACAAAUGAGAAGAGAUAGAAUACAUAAUUAUCACUUUUUCCUGCCAGGUACAGGAAAGAAAUAUAUAAGCAAUGAUGAGAAACUGGAGGCCAAUGGAGAGAGGGGCCUCCUUUAUCUUAUAAAGCCUCCUCCAAGUGCUCAGUACGGGGACCAACUAAUAGAGAGGUAGAUUUUAAUAAGAUUUUGUUUUGUUUUUACUACGGUGCUGAUGUAUAUGUAAUGUCUAAAAAAAGUUAUUUGUACAUAAGUUUUUACAAUACUACAGAUAUCACUGGGUCUACUAGCUGUAAAAAGUAUACAUAUAAAAUAUAUAUAUAUAUAUACUGUUUGUUUAAAAAUAGAGUAUUUUUAUUUCAUUCCUUAACUCAUCAUCGCAGCCGUGGCAUUACACUUCAGAUGACAUCUAAUGACUAAUUUGUACUGUAUGACCUCUGGCAACUUGCUCCAUUUUAUUCAGAUUUUUCUAGUUUUCUGUUUUUACUUUGUACAUUGAGCAUCGCUUAUUUCCUUUCAAGAAAUGUACAGAACUCUGAAAUGUAGAAAUGAAGUGAUGUUGGCAUACCACUUUUAAA
Messenger RNA from Jaculus jaculus (lesser Egyptian jerboa), 6644 nucleotides. RefSeq names its product mastermind like transcriptional coactivator 3 (gene Maml3). The coding region runs from base 865 to 4239 and encodes 1124 amino acids. Gene Ontology annotation, cellular component: nuclear speck; nucleoplasm. Gene Ontology annotation, biological process: positive regulation of transcription of Notch receptor target; Notch signaling pathway. Gene Ontology annotation, molecular function: transcription coactivator activity. The record is from RefSeq and is a predicted model, not a curated record. The transcript has 5 exons. Lineage: Eukaryota; Metazoa; Chordata; Mammalia; Rodentia; Dipodidae.